AUGAAAUUUUUAAUUACAAUUUUAUUAUUAUGUAUUAUAAAUUUUGUAAUUGGUGAAAAUAAUUUAUUAUCAUCAUCAUCUUCAAUAAUUCCAAGUGAAUGUGGAAAUCCAAAUUAUCAAAAAUUAGAAAGUUAUAUUAAUGGAUUAGUUGGGUCUUAUGGAUACUGUAACGGUACAGAAUGGGGUGUAACAGAUUUCAAAUCAUUUUCAAUUUUAAGUGAAAAUUCUCAAAAUUCUCAACAAACAGCAUCAACAAUUAAACUUUGGGUAUUAUUAUCAGUUUUUAAAGAUAUUGAAGCAGGUUUAUACACAUUAGAAAAACAAAUUGAAUGUUCAACUGGUCUUAUCACUGUUGAACAAUGUAUUGCUUUAAUGAUUGGUGUAUCUGAUAAUUGUGCAACCUAUUCAUUAACUGCAUUAACUAAAAUUGAAUCUGUAAAUUCUUUAUUUUCAGAAUUAGGAAUGAAUGAUAGUCAAUUUAUUGAAUGGUGUUUUUCAACAUGUGUUGGAUAUAGUGAUCCAUGUCCAAACGUUUCAGGUGGUUCAGGUAAUAAUGUGUUAAGUUCACAUGAUGUUAUCCAUGGAUUAACACUUUUACAUCAAGGUUCAAUUUUAAAUCAAACAAUGACAGAGAUGACCUAUAAAUAUUUAUUGACUGCACAUGGUUGGCAACCAAUGAUUGGAUAUUAUGUUCCAGCACCAGUUGCCCAUAAAUCUGGUUGGUUACCAGCUGAUGAAGGUUUUGACCCAUUCACUGAAAAUGAUGAAGCCAUUGUUUUCUCUGAAUGUGGUGAUUAUGGUGCUUCAAUUAUGAUCACUAGAGAUUGGUCAAAUCCACAAGAAGAUACAAUCGCUUUAGAAUUGGGUGCUUUAAUUGGAAAAUAUAUUUAUUGUACAAUGGUACCAUUUGGUAAUACAAAUGAUGGUGCUUCAUGUUCUUAUAUUUUAUCACAACCAAUUCCAACACCAUCUUGUACUUCUUCUUCCUCUUCUUCUUAA
Messenger RNA from Dictyostelium discoideum AX4, 999 nucleotides. Its product is annotated as beta-lactamase-type transpeptidase fold containing protein. Gene Ontology annotation, biological process: antibiotic catabolic process; response to antibiotic; beta-lactam antibiotic catabolic process. The transcript is spliced from 2 exons. The coding region runs from base 1 to 999 and encodes 332 amino acids. Gene Ontology annotation, molecular function: beta-lactamase activity. The record is from RefSeq and is a predicted model, not a curated record. Lineage: Eukaryota; Evosea; Eumycetozoa; Dictyosteliales; Dictyosteliaceae.